ACCUUGUGUUUUUGUAUUCGUUUGAUAAACCGGUUUGAUUAAAGUUCAGGUACGAUGUCGGAUAAUGACAAGCAGGAUCAGUAGUAAGCGAAAGUCAGCGGGUGCCAGGCGAACACAUAUUCCACCGAAUUCCGGUGAAGCAAGCUUCAUAAAAUGUUUCUCCACACAGAAAGCCAUAAGAUAUCUCACCGAUGAAGAGCUAGCAGAAGUAAACAAGAAGAAUUAUCCUGUUGAUAAAUUCUGUGACCUUGCCAGAGCUUUUGAUUGUAUGGAUUACAAAAUUCUAUUUACAGGAUCAGUUGAAGGAGAAAAACUGGACCUUGUUAUAUUUGGUGCCAGUGGCUUUACUGGAAAAUAUACUACUGAAGAAGCUUUAAGAUUAUCGAAAGUAAAUGAUGGUUUUACAUGGGGAAUAGCUGGUAGGAGCUCUAAGAAGUUAAAGCAUAUUUUAGAUGAUAUCAGUAAGAAAACAGGGGAAGAUUUGUCACACAUACCAAUUAUAGAGGCAGACCUGCAGAAUUUUGACUCACUACUUCAUAUGGCCUCAAGAGCUCGUGUUGUUGUGAACUGUGUUGGUCCCUAUAGAUUUUAUGGUGAGCCAGUAGUAAAAGCAUGUAUAGAGAGUGGUGCUCAUCAAGUUGAUGUUACUGGUGAAAUUCAGUAUAUCCAAAAACUUAUGCUCAGCUACAACACAUUGGCAGAAGAGAAAGGUGUUUUCAUUAUUAAUGCCUGUGGUUUCGACUGCAUUCCAACAGACAUGGGAGUAGUGUUCCUGCAAAAUAAGUUUGAAGGUGACAUAAACUCUGUGGAAGCAUAUCUUGAGAUCGACGUUGAUGUCAAGGAUCGAAAGGGACCCGCCAUACACUUUGGCACCUGGGAAUCUGCUAUUCAUGUAACAUCCCAUUAUGGUGAAAUCCAGUCACUGCAACGGAAAUUGUUCCCUGAUAGAUUACCACGACUUACUCCAAAACUAAAACAACGGUUGCUGCCUCAUAGAAGAUCUGACGUUGAGGGCUGGUGUUUACCAUUUCCAGGGACAGAUAUUGCAGUUGCUGAGAGUUCCCAGAGACAUUUUUAUAAAAAUGAAAUGAAACGUCCUGUGCAAUUUAACAUGUACUUUGUGCUUCCAUCAUUGUUAACCACAAUUGGCUUCAUCUUCAGAGCUUUGUUGGUGGGUCUUCUGGCACAGUGCAGACUUGGAGUUAAAUUUCUUCUUAAGCAUCCAGGAAUGUUUACAUCUGGUUAUGUAACUCAUGAAGAUCCCGCAGAAGAAAUCUUGAAAAAUACUCUCUUCAGAUUUACGCUUUUUGCUGAAGGAUGGAAGGAAAGAUUACCAGAACCAACACCCAAGAAUGUAAUGCCAAUAAAUAAGAAAGUAACUGUACAGAUUAAAGGAAGAAACCCAGCGUAUGGUGCCACUUGUACUGCUCUUGUCCUUUCAGCAGUGACAAUUAUUAAAGAACGUGAAAAAAUGCCAGCUAGGGGAGGUGUGAUUACUACAGCUACUGCAUUUUCAAAGACAUCCUUAAUAAAAGAGCUGCACAAAGAAGGUCUCACAUUUGAUGUAAUAUCAGUAGAAGAGAACUGAAAGCCAGAUAUUGUACAUUUUACUUCAUGCAGAGUCUUUGUGUGCUUGGUUAAUAUCAUAGAAACUGCCUUGUUGUGAGAGGUUGUAGAAAUUUGGUUGUCCAUUGAAGCUUCUAGUCUAUUAGUGAUGUGAACACCUCUCUUAUGAUUUGUACUAGUUGUUGUUGAAUUUGUACGCACAGACAUGAUUCAUAGAAACAGUCAACUUCCGUAUCCAAAAGCAACCAAUUAAUCAGUUAAUCACUCAGCAUAUAGCACAUAGAAAGUAAUGUUACAACAAUUUUCUUGAGACUGUAGUCUCAGAUUCCACAACCAUAUACUACUCAAAAGUGUGAAAAAACUGAAAGGGAUGCAGUAUAGACCUAUGAGGGAGAGUAACGAAUCUCUAAAGUGAUUUGUGAGAAAUGGUGAAAAUAAGCAACUGUGAGUCUUGACCCUCCAAACUGAGAGUUGUAACAAAAUCUGACCAAAUUAAUGUGUUGAUGGUUGUGAACUAAUGAAUGUGGCAUAAUGUCAUAAUGUGUCAAUCAUUCAGUGCUUGUAAAGCACAAAAAUGAAGAAAAAGGUCGAAAACUGUUGACUUGGAAAAAAACUUGCAUCAUAAUUGUUUGAUGAUGUGUGAAACUGCACACAGUGGCAAUCAAAUCAUUGUGGGGAAGUUUGUUGCCAUCUUUCCUAUGCUUUCAAUGUAUGCAACAUCCAAAAAGUGUUUGACUUUCACAAUUCUAAAAAAAAUAGAAACCUACAAACCCAAACUGGUCAGAAUGGAAAGGCACAAAGAGGGGGAGGGGAGGGGAGGAUAGUAUGUUGAAUAUGUUUUCCCUCCUUUUUAGCAUAAGAGAGGUGGACAGUCUCUAACAUUUUGAAAAAUUUUACUUCCUUCUUAUAUGGGCCACUCUGAUAUUACUAUUUCCCACCUUUUUAACUUUGUACUGUUGGUGCAUUUUGUCAACAAAUUUUAAUUUUCAGACAUUUUUACUGAAGUUGUGUAAUGGGGGAGGGUGACGAUGGAUCUCAUCUGCAUAGCCAAAGUUGGUACUAUACACUUAAUGAUGUGAUCCAUCUGUCUGCUUCAGUUUAACAUUUAAUAGAUCUUCUAGCUUGUAUUUUAUGAAAAAUUUAAUGUAAAGAGUAACAUAUUAUGUAUCACUGUAGUUCCCUUUCUGAGAUAACGUCUUCAAAUGCCAUAUAAAAUGUGUAGUGUUCUACUGAAAUAAAACUAAACUUAUUCUUGUGGCUUUCCAGAUAGAGAAGUUUUUCCUUUUAACAGUACAUGAAAAUAUUUCUCCCUUGACUAUUUUCUUCGCUAUGAAAUAUGAAAUUUCCAAAGCACGUGCUGUCAGAUUACAUAAUUUCAAAGCAUUGUCAUAACUGUGGCCAAUAACAAGAACCUGCUGUGUUAGGCUAUAUGAUGUGUAAAGUUUUUACUAUAAAGUUUAUUUCAUUUUGAGUAAGAAAGAUUGUACUGUGUAGAAAAUGCAAGACUUUAGAAAUUGAAUUUUUCAUUUCUAAAACAGUUAUCCAAGAAAUGAAUGUAGUUUUGUGCUUCAUUUCCCCCAAAAAUGUUUUUAGCUCACAAAAACAUGAUUUGUCACCAGAUGUUGUGGGCUAGUGUAAACUGGGCUUCCUCAGCAUAAAGACCAUCAAUGUACACAAUGUGUACAUCAGUUAAGUCAUGUUGUUCAGAAUCACCUCUUGAAAAUAUGGAACAAAAGCCACAACUCCACACUGCAUGUCACAGAGCACAGUAAAUAGCAUGAGCACAGCUACAGAUCCUAUGGAUGAUCGAAACAUGGAAAAAAUAUCCUGAGGUAAUGAGUUGCACCUGUGGGGAAAAUACCAAUGACUGAAUACAGGUGUCAGUAACUACAUCAGAUGAUGCACCCUAUUUGCUAAUAGGGCACUAUCUAUCGAUGUGCUGAAGAUAUUUUCCUGUGUGGAUGAUGCUUACAUGGGUUGCAAUGGAAACCCUGAUAUGUCUGUCAUCAUCUGUCAAGAAAACAUACUGCUCAGUCACAUGCAACUAUUUGUUCACCAGCAGCACCUUGCAUGUCAUUUGUUCUUUCAGCAAGACAGUGUUUCUUCCACAAGUGCUAGACCUGCAAGGCAUGCAGGAGAACUUUUGUAAAGUUUGUUAAGUAGGAGUGACGUGCUGACAGAAGUAAAGUGGUAAAGGCCAAUCACGGGUCAUACCUGUAUAGCUCAGUUGGAAAAAGUGUUGCCCAUAAAAGGCAUUGUUCCAAGUUUGGCCAGCAAGCAGUUUAAAUCUGUUAGGAAGUUUCCAAACAGUACCCACUCUGCUGCAGAGUGUAGAUUUCAUAAUGAAAUCUGCCAUCCCAUUGCUUCCAAAUUGUGGCAGAUUCAUUUGAGGAACACUUUAUUGAUAUGAGAGAGCUUCUUUGGCUUCACUAAAUAUCUCACAUUCAUCUCUAUAGAGUAUGUCUAUGUAUCAUCAAAAGAAGUAUUUCCACUUGGGCCCAGCUCUGACCAAUCUUUUUAAUUUAUAGGCAGCAAAUGAGCAGUCAUGGUUAAUAUGACUCUCUUAGAUAUGUUCAGUGUCUCAUGGAGUCUAUUCCAUGAUUCAAUGCUGUCAUAAGGAUGAAAGGGACUGCCACAUACUGCUAGAUAUGUGUCUUUUAUUCAGUUGAUCUCGAAUGCUUUUCAUAGUUUUUGCAUAUUUGUUGUAUGUAACUCAGUGUUUAGGUGUAUUUAAUCUACCGACAGAGGUUGCUUUUUAAGAUUUUCACCUUUGCGUACAUGUGCUCAACAUUUAAUGUAGCAGAAUAAAACAACAUUUAAUGAAAAUUACAGUUCUGAAGGUAACAAAAUAUCUGAUGUUAGGUUGUGAAGUUUAUGUGAAGUUAUGAAAAUGAAAGAGCUUAUCUUGUAACAUUACUGGAUUACUGUACUGAUGAAAUUAGAUCAACUUGAGAUGUAUCAAGACCAGUUAAGAUAACUGCAACUAAUUUCUAAAGAUACUGAACCACAAAGUGAAAAUAUGUCAAAAACAAUGUAAACAAAGUCCCAUUUAUUAUUCACAGAAUUCAUAUGUAGAAAAGUAAUAGAAAGUAAUAGUAGUUACAAUACAGUUAACUGUAAAAUCACAUCAUUCACCUUAGGAACAAAAUUCAGUCUGUGUUUGUAAAUCUAUUAACAAAAAAAAAAAAAAAAAAAAAAAAAAAAAUAGAAUAUUGUUACAGAUACAUAUUUCACAUAAUUUUAUCACAAACAUUGUAGUAUUUUGACAUGCUAACUGAUUCAAAACCAUCAUCAUGAAUUUUAAAACUAAAUUUUAUAACCAGUUUUGUAAAAGCAAUGAAAUCUCAAUUGUAAACUCAAAUAAAUCUGAUUGAAACAAUGUGUAAUACAUAUAAAAUCGGUGAAAAACAGUCUACGUUGCAAUAGUAUUUUAUUAAAAUGACCGGUUGUGGCCUAUACUUAGGCCAUCUUCAGACAGCACCGUCAGCUGAUGGUGCUGUCUGAAGAUGGCCUAAGCAUAGGCCGGAACUGGUCAUUUUAAUAAAAUACUAUCAUGAUCUGGACUGUUUUUUCACUGAUUUUAUAUAGAUUACAAGAUUGCUGCUUCUCGAAAAAGUUACAAAAAAUUUUGAAUGUAUAAUACAAUUCUGUUAUUGUUGGAAGCUAUCUAGGGAACAACAGUGGUACCCGAGGAGACACAAUAAGACACCAGUUCUCAGGCACUAAACCCACAUCAGUCUUUGUCAGUUAGGAAUGCAAUAAAUAAGUUUUAAAAGUA
This is a messenger RNA of Schistocerca gregaria, 5344 nucleotides long. RefSeq names its product saccharopine dehydrogenase-like oxidoreductase. The transcript has 11 exons. The coding region runs from base 65 to 1588 and encodes 507 amino acids. Gene Ontology annotation, biological process: glycolipid biosynthetic process. The record is from RefSeq and is a predicted model, not a curated record. Gene Ontology annotation, cellular component: mitochondrion; plasma membrane; lipid droplet. Lineage: Eukaryota; Metazoa; Arthropoda; Insecta; Orthoptera; Acrididae.